Messenger RNA from Ceratosolen solmsi marchali, 827 nucleotides. RefSeq names its product probable basic-leucine zipper transcription factor R. NCBI's taxonomy places the organism in Eukaryota, Metazoa, Arthropoda, Insecta, Hymenoptera, Agaonidae. The record is from RefSeq and is a predicted model, not a curated record. The transcript is spliced from 3 exons. The coding region runs from base 33 to 827 and encodes 264 amino acids.
CGUUGUGCAAGAGAUAUAAAAAUAGACGUUCUAUGUCGAUCCAAAUACAGGACAACGAGAGUGUGGUAGUGAGCGAGGGCUGGGCGGGGUUGCUGGCGAGCAUCGGUCUCCUCGUGGCAGGCGUCGCCGAGCUUUUCGUUUCCGGUUAUACCUGCGCGACCCUCGCACCAGAGCUUUGCAGCUGCCUGAGGCCAUCUAACGAUGACACCGAGACCACAACCAUUGACGGCAAGACCUUCAAGACCCGUAAUAUGGUUCACCAAUGGGUUAUAACGCAGAACCACAUGCCCAAAAAUCAACCAAUCUACGUGGUCCAGCCAGUUGUACCAGUUCAUCCUCUCGUGCAGGCUCCGUACGGAAUGCAUCCGCCGCCAGGAAAAUUCCCCGGUGGCUUUCUCACGACCCCAGGAGGGGCCCCAGCUUACGGAACCGUGCCAAUACUUCCGGCUCACUUGGCCUACCCUGCUCGGCCACCUUCGCAAAUUAUUCGAGGGAAGCAGCAGCAGCAGCAGCAGCAGCAGCAACAACAAAAGAAGCUCCAACUGUCAUCCGAGCAGUCGGAUAAUGGCGGUGAACAACGUCAACGUCGCUUCAGCUCAAACAGCCAACAACAGCAGCACCACAACUCAGCGGAUGACAGACAUUCCAAUGUUUCCAACAAGCCAAUGGCUUCGAUAGGCGAGGACCACUUGAAAGAUCUGGCCCACACUUACACUGGCCUCGACAAGCGCAUCUCCGAGGAAUUCAUAUCGAUAGCCAUGGACCCGGAGAGGAAGUCCAAGGCGUUGAGCAAUCACGGAAGUGAAGUAAGCGCCGCUCGUAAGUGA